Molecule: messenger RNA, 11070 nt
Organism: Salvelinus sp. IW2-2015
Lineage: Eukaryota; Metazoa; Chordata; Actinopteri; Salmoniformes; Salmonidae
Source: RefSeq, a predicted model, not a curated record
AUGCCCCGGAGUCCCACGUCCAGUGAGGAUGAGAUGGCCCAGAGUUGUUCUGACUACUCAGAGGACUCCACCUCUGACAGCUCCCGUGAGGAGACCAUCUACGAGACCAUAAGAGCCACCGCCGAGCCGGCCCCCGGACACAUGGACGACAUACACACUCACUCCCUGGUCGUCCGCAUCGCCAUCCCCGACCUGCAGCAGACAAAAUGUAUGCGGUUCAACCCCAACGCGACCGUCUGGGUUGCCAAGCAGAGGAUCCUGUGCUCGUUGAACCAGAGUCUGAAGGAUGUGUUGAACUACGGCCUCUUCCAGCCCGCCAUAAACGGACGAGACGGAAAGUUCCUGGAUGAAGAACGCCUCCUCCUGGAAUACCCACAGCCAAUCAGCAAAGGAGUUCCAUCUCUGGAGUUCCGCUACAAGAACCGAGUCUACAGGCAGCCCCAUGUGGAAGAGAAGCAGAUUGCCAAACUUCACACCAAGGCCAACUUGAGAAAGUUUAUGGACCUCAUCCAGCACCAUCAGGUGGAGAAAGUAUCUAGGCUGCUGGAGAGAGGGCUGGACCCCAACUACCAGGAUACAGAGACCGGUGAGACCCCCCUGACAUUUGCGGCCCACCUGGAUAACGUGGUGGAGAUCAUAAAGGUUCUGAAGAAUGGAGGGGCCCACCUGGACUUCAGGGCCAAAGACGGCAUGACGGCCCUACACAAAGCUGCUAGGUCCAAGAACCAGGUUACUCUGACGACCCUGUUGGAGCUUGGUUUGUCUCCAGACUAUAAGGACAGUCGGGGUCUGACGGCACUCUAUCACACAGCCAUGGUGGGAGGAGACCCGUUGUGCUGCGAGUUGCUGCUACAUGAACACGCCACCGUCUGCUGCCAGGACGAAAACGGCUGGCACGAAGUCCACCAGGCUUGUCGGAAUGGCUUUGUCCAGCACCUGGAGCAUCUGCUGUUCUACGGGGCGGACAUGAGCGCACAGAACGCGUCAGGGAACACAGCGCUGCACAUCUGUGCUCUCUACAAUCAGGAUAACUGUGCCAGGGUGCUGCUGGUCCGUGGAGCCGACAAAGCGGUGAAGAACUACAACAGCCAGAGUCCCUUCCAGGUGGCCAUCAUCGCCGGGAACUUUGAACUGGCCGAACUGGUCAAGAACCACAAAGAGACAGAUAUAGUGCCUUUCCACGAGGUCCCGGAAUACUCCAAGCGGCGUCGGGCCCUUCCCCCUACCAGCAGCAGCGGUGGCUCCCUGGCGGCCCCCCGGGUCCUGCUGCGCUCCAACAGUGACAACAACUUCAAAGUGAGCCAAGGGCCCCCCCAGGACUGGUCCCAGCCCCAGGGACACCCCCAGCACCACGGACCCCAACACGGAGGGGUCGGACCCCCCACCUCCACCUCCCACCAUAUCCUCUCUCCACAGCUGCUCGGGCAGAUACAGGGGAACCCCAAUGGCACUGUGAGCACCAUGGGCCAGGGGUCCCGCAGUACCAGCGUGGGGGUGGUCCCCCGGAGUCGGUCCCCGUCCCUCAACCGGCUGGGAGAGGAGGCCCGCAGGCUGCACCCGCAGACACAUGUACAGACACAGCAGACACAUGUACAGACACAGCAGACGCAGCACAGACAGCCCAGCCCCAGUGGUAAUAUGGAGGUGGUGGUCCAGCGGAGGAAGCUGUACAGUGCUGUGCCAGGGAGGCACUUUGUGGUGGUCCACGCCUACCACCCACAGGCCGAGGGAGAGAUCACCCUCUACAAGAACGACAGGGUUAAAGUUCUGAGCAUCGGAGAGGGGGGGUUCUGGGAAGGCAGUGCACGUGGCCAGGUGGGCUGGUUUCCUGCGGAGUGCGUGGAGGAGAUUCCUGCCAAGCCCAGCGAGGAGAGGAUGCACACAAGAGCUGACCGCUCGGACAAGAGGAAACUCUUCCGACACUACACUGUGGGUUCCUACGAUAGCUUUGACGCCUCCAGCGACUGCGUGGUCGAGGAGAAGACGGUGGUCUUGACCAAGAAGGAGAAUGAAGGCUUCGGCUUCGUGCUGCGAGGGGCCAAAGCGGACACGCCCAUCGAGGAGUUUACUCCCACCCCUGCCUUCCCAGCCCUCCAAUACCUGGAGUCGGUGGAUGAGGGAGGAGUGGCCUGGCAGGCGGGACUUAGGACCGGGGACUUCCUCAUUGAGGUAAGUGUGAGAACUGUGGUGAAGGUGGGCCACAGGCAGGUGGUCAACAUGAUCCGUCAUGCAGGGAACAGCCUCAUCAUCAAAGUGGUAACGGUCAGCAGGAAUAUGGACCCAGAGGACACCGCACGCAAAAAAGCCCCCCCACCGCCAAAGAGAGCCCCCACAACCGCCCUGUCUAUGCGCUCCAAGUCUAUGACCUCUGAACUGGAAGAACUAGAUAAAGUGGACGAGGUGUCACCUUCCCAGAAUGCCGUGGACAUGAAGGUGGCCACCGUUAAGCCACGCCCCUCCAGCCGCUGUUUGGUCACGCCUACUGACAUGAAUUCCAUGUACGACCGCCAGGGGGGUGUGGCAGUGGUACCACCCACCAUGCCAGGCAGUCCUAGAGGGGGGGCAUUCCUGGGCAUACUUGCCAAGGGUGGCACCAUGAGGAGACAGAAGUCCAUAGGUAUAACAGAAGAGGAGAAGACGCUCCUCACCCCUCCCCCACUCAAGUUCACCCGCAGCCUCUCCAUGCCCGACACGUCCGAGGACAUUCCCCCUCCCCGGCCUCUCCCCCCGUCUCCCCCUCCUUCCAACUCUCCAUCCGUCUCCACCACGCCACGGGGCUUAGGCACCAACCGACCGGGCCUCACCCUCAACUCCGCUGGAAAAUGUUCCAACACCACUAUCCUUGGCAACCGCACGGUAGAUGUAGGGACGCUAAGGCGAGGUUAUCACCGCCAGAGCUCAGAACAGUACGAUAGUAGAAGCCGAGGACGGGCACCGGUGCCCGAGAACCCGUACUCGGAGGUGGGCAACAAGGCGCUGUACGUGCCUGCCAAGCCGGCGAGGAGGAAGGGCAUGCUGGUCAAGCAGCCCAAUGUGGAGGACAGCCAGAGAAGACCUGCUAGGACCUUCUCGUCCAUUCCCAUCCCCACCAUCAUCGUCAAGGAGCCGUCCACCAGUAGCAGUGGAAAGAGCAGCCAGGGCAGCAGUAUUGAGAUCGAGCCCACCACGCCCGAACACCCACCCUUAACACCCGGGGCAGGGCAGGGGCUGAGGCCUGAAGACCCCAUUGUCAACAACCCCUUUGCGGCUGCCAUCGCAGGGGCAGUGAGGGACCGGGAGAAGAGGCUGGAGGCGCGGAGGAGCUCGCCCGGCUUCCUCUCCACCGAUGGGGAUGAGGACUUGGGAGACCAGGCCCCGCGCCUAUGCCAGUCCAAGUCUAUCGACGAGGGCAUGUUCAGCAAUGACGAGCACCUGCAGAGGAUAAUGGCUCCCCCGCGGCCUCCACCCUGCUGCGUCCCAAGAAGGGGGUGACCUGGGGGUAACGUGACAGACUUCAACACCCCUGAGCCCACCCAGGUGGUGAGGGAGCCCCUGACCUCGCGUACCGGCCAGUACCCCAACCUGGACAGCCCCGUCAGUCUCCCGGCCACUCCGCCCAAGACCUACAGCUCCAACGGAGGAAGGGACUACCUGCACCCUGUCACAGGUAAGGCCCUGGACCCUAACUCGCCCCUCGCCCUGGCGCUGGCGGCCCGGGACAGAGCCAUGAAGGAGCAGACACAAACGACCAUGGCAAUGCAAGCCCCACCCCCUUCUCAACCUCAACCGCUCCCCAAGAGCGAUGGCCCCCAGUCCCUCCCUCCCAACUCCCACAAACCUGGCCUCAAUCAGCCCCUCUUCAUCGAUACCAAGCUCCGCUCCAACACCGAGGCAAGCUUCGCUACCUCCACGACAACCCUGGGGCGAGGCAGAGUGGUAGGCCUGAAGAGGCAGAUGACGGAGCAGAAAUACGAGUCGGAUGGAGCAAGGAGGAGAGGGCAGCAGGCGGAGCAGGGGAAGAGCAUACAGAUCGACGUUGUGGACACGUCACAACCGCAGAAAGCUGCCGGGCUGCUGAUGGUGCACACCAAAAAACAGCCCAGAGGGGGAAGACAGGGGGCAGGAAACACACCAGCCCAGGACAACAGCAUCCCCAGUGAACUGAGAGACCCCAACCAGCCAAACCCCCCCACCAACAGUCACAGUUCCAUGCCCCUGCCCCCUGUGCCGCGGGGGAAGAGCAUCACGGGGGGGUCGGUGGACGAGCCAGUCAAGCUGCCCUUCCGCAUGCCCCCCCCGCUGGCCUCGGUGGACAUCGAGGAGGUGGAGGAGUUUGUCUUCUCCGAGCCCUUGCCGCCGCCGCUGGAGUUCGCCAACAGCAUCGACAUCCCUGAGGACCAGGCAACGGCCAUCGCUGAGUUGCUCAAGCAACGGGACCAAGAGAGACCAACGGUAUGGGGACAGGGGGCCAAAUCCACCCCCAUACUACACCCACCCCGCCCCCUGUCGGCCAGUUCCGACGGGAAGCGGGAUGUCCAAUUGCGUGCCCCCACCCUCCUAUCCUCCUCCGGCCCCCGACGGUGCUUUGAGCAAGGUGUCACUGACUCAGGCAUCGAGGAGGUAGACAGUCGCAGCAGUGGAGACCCCCAUUAUGGAGACUACCAGCACAAUUUCCACAGUUUCCAGCAUCUCUAUACUGUCGUCGGAGGGCGGUGGGCACCGGUGCCCGAGAACCCGUACUCGGAGGUGGGCAACAAGGCGCUGUACGUGCCUGCCAAGCCGGCAGAGAGGAAGGGCAUGCUGGUCAAGCAGCCCAAUGUGGAGGACAGCCCAGAGAAGACCUGCUGUGCCCCGCCCUCAGAGCCCAUUUCCAUGCCGACCACACCCACUGAGAGGACCUCUCGUCCAUUCCCAUCCCCCCAUCAUCGUCAAGGAGCCGCCGUCCACCAGGGGCAGGGGCUGAGGCCUGAAGACCCCAUUGUCAACAACCCCUUUGCGGCUGCCAUCGCAGGCAACUUCAACACCCCUGAGCCCACCCAGGUGGUGAGGGAGCCCCUGACCUCGGCGUACCGGCCAGUACCCCAACCUGGACAGCCCCGUCAGUCUCCCGGCCACUCCGCCCAAGACCUACAGCUCCAACGGAGGAAGGGACUACCUGCACCCUGUCACAGUAAGGCCCUGGACCCUAACUCGCCCCUCGCCCUGGCGCUGGCGGCCCGGGACAGAGCCAUGAAGGAGCAGACACAAACGACCAUGGCAAUGCAAGCCCCACCCCCUUCUCAACCUCAACCGCUCCCCAAGAGCGAUGGCCCCCAGUCCCUCCCUCCCAACUCCCACAAACCUGGCCUCAAUCAGCCCCUCUUCAUCGAUACCAAGCUCCGCUCCAACACCGAGGCAACUUCGCUACCUCCACGACAAACCUCGGGGCGAGGCAGAGUGGUAGGCCUGAAGAGGCAGAUGACGGAGCAGAAAUACGAGUCGGAUGGAGCAAGGAGGAGAGGCAGCAGGCGGCAGCAGGAUGGGAAGAGCAUACAGAUCGACGUUGUGGACACGUCACAACCGCAGAAAGCUGCCGGGCUGCUGAUGGUGCACACCAAAAACAGCCCAGAGGGGGAAGACAGGGGGCACAUUCAUGCCCCCCCCUGUGCCGCGGGGGAAGAGCAUCACGGCUGGGGUCGGUGGACGAAGCCAGUCAAGCUGCCCUUCCGCAUGCCCCCUCCCCCGCUGGCCUCGGUGGACAUCGAGGAGGUGAGGAGUUUGUCUUCUCCGAGCCCUUGCCGCCGCCGCUGGAGUUCCAACAGCAUCGACAUCCCUGAGGACCAGGCAACGGCCAUCGCUGAGUUGCUCAAUUCCGACGGAAGCAUGUCCAAUUGCGUGCCCCCACCCUCCUAUCCUCCUCCGCCCCCCGACGGUGGCUUUGAGCAAGGUGUCACUGACUCAGGCAUCGAGGAGGUAGACAGUCGCAGCAGUGGAGACCCCCAUAUUGAGACUACCAGCACAAAUUUCCACAUUUCCAGCAUCUCUAUACUGUCGUCGGAGGCGGGUACAACAGCGCCCUAGAACACUUCUAUGGUCUAUACUGAUGGCCAGGCUUACCUCGAUGACCGACCCCCCGUUCCCCCCAAGCCCAAAAACAAGCCUAUCAUCAAAAAGAACACUGCACUUUACCACGACGUCCUCAUAGAGGAAUCCCUGGACUCCUUCGGGGCGCCCCCUCCUGUCCCCCCUCCUCCAACCCGGGUCCAUGUCCCCCCCGACCUCCCCAGGACCCCUACCUAUCGGUCGUCCAAGCUGUGGGGCGAGCCCCCGGAGCUAAGGAGCCCACCCACGUCCGACCCCAAGCCACGGUUAUCAACGAGUAUGAGCUCCAUCUUAUCACAGAUGUACCGGCCCCAAACCGGGGACUCCUUCGACUCACCCACCACAGGGGCCAUGGGCGGCUUUGGAACUAGUACUCUCGGCGAUCCCCACUUCCACACCAAGCCUCAGCAGGUUUACCACAUGUCAAGCUCUCCAGCCUCAGGAAGCCAACGGAACUCCAGCGUGUCCUUCAGCCUGCCCCCCUCCUCCUGCACCCCUCCUUCCAGCCUGCCCCCUCACCUCUGCAGCCCCCCGGACACCUCGUCCCGCUCCUCACCCCCCUGCCCCUCCUCUUUACCCCACUCUGCCUCGCCCAGCCUCAGCGACCUCUUCGGCCUGCCCACCCCACCCGUGGGGAGUGCGAGUGGCUUCGGCAGCAUGGGCGGUAGCCUUGGUGGAGGGUCCUCGUGCGGGGACUCGCGCUCCCCCUCGCCACUCACCCUAAUGCAGGCCGUAGCCACCUCGGGCAAGCCCUUCGCCUCCAAGCCCGUGGAGCUGUGGAGCAAGCUGGAUGUGGCCGACUGGCUGGACAGUCUGAAUUUGUCGGAGCAUAAAGACGCCUUCCUGGACAACGAGAUCGAGGGCGCCCACCUGCCCUCGCUGCAGAAAGAGGAUCUGAUAGACCUGGGGGUGACGCGGGUGGGCCACCGCAUGAACAUCGAGAGGGCCCUCAAAAUGCUGCAGGACAGAUAAAGCCAGGGGGUGUGGAUUUAUCUGAAACACUCUCUGUCCUACCUGUUCUCCUUUUCUGUCUGGGACGAUUUAGGAAUCGGCCUCUGACUCCUCCCUUCCUGCCUCGACUGUGGCGUGUAUGCGUUUGAUCAUUCCCAUUCUGCUUCCCGAGUAUCAGGGGAUGUCGGAAUCCUGGAGGAACUGCAUCAAUCCAGAAUGSAGAAAAAGUGGGAAAAAAUCCUGUAUCUUUUUAGGGAUGCUCAUGUCACCACACUUUGGAAUAUUCUUGAAAGGUAGCCCUCAAACACUUUGAAAUACUGAUAGAAAUCCAACCUGGACAUUUUUUGGAAUACUAAAGACUACAUCUCCCAAUUUGCUUGGGAAUACUCAAUACUUUUUCAAGCUCCCACAGUGCGGGUGUUUGAAGCCAGCUGAGCUGGUCGGCGCUCCUUUUCUAUCUUUGCUAGAGUUUCUUCAGAGAAUAUUUCGUCACUAGACGUCAAACCGUGGGUUGUGUUUAUGGAUGCAUCUGACGUUGUAGAGACAUUUGAAAAACAUUAGGAAACGAGAACCUUUGCAGAAAUGUUUCGCUUAAUCCUAAACCAUAGCACUCGCUGCAAGCAAAUACACACACACACACACACACACACACACACACACACACACAGAUCCGGCAAUGGCCUUCUCCUGAGAGAGAGAGAGACAUAAUGAUGUGUUAGUCUUUUCUAAUGCAUGGCUGGAGGGGCUCUACUGUAGCAGGCACCACUGUUCCCUUCACAUCCCUGUUCACUGUGGAAGGUGUGUGUAUUUGCGUUUUUGUCAGAGAUAUGUUUGUGAGGUGUGUGUGCGCGCACGCUGUGGGAGGUUUGUUAAAUGGGUUUUUAGAAAGACACGAGCGAGAGUGUAAGGCCUAGAUUCAAUCAAAUCCAGCGUGAAGCAGUGUUAGCCGACACCCGCAUAGCUGAUGUGUUGGCGGUGUCGGAAGUGUAACUGUGUUGGAGCUGUCAAAUCGGUGGUCGUUGUUACGAAGCCACACCCAUUCCUUUCGUGUUUAGAAGUUCAAAAAGAGAAAGUGUACGCUAUAUAGAAAUAAUAUAGCAUACAAUAAUACGCUCAAAUCGAAAAUCAUGAAACAAAAUAAUGAGGAUCUUCUAUCAACCUGAUCAAGGUGUCGGCUGCUUCUCACAUUCCGGUGUUCGAACUUGUGAACAGGGCUGCGUGGGAUUUAUCCUAAUGCGACUCCGUGCAGCCAAUGGCAAUGUCUGUUUUAGGUAUAAUGCCAGGAGCCGCUUGUGGAUUUGACAGCUCUAACACAGUUCCACUUCCGACACUGCCAAAACAACCCUACACUGGUGUUGGCCGGCGCGGAUCUGAUAUAAUCUAGCCCUAAGUGUUGGCGUCAUGUGUGUUUUCAUCGUCUUCCACACACUUGACAGUGACCCGGACAGGAGUGGAAUGCCAGACCCCUACUCCCUACCCCCGAACCAACCAACCUCCCUCCAGGCCUAUGACAGAAAUAAUCCACCUAUCACAACAACAAUUUCCCUGCCAUAAUAUCACCAUCGCUCUCCUCUCUAUUCAGCCAUCUUUAAUCAUGUCUAAUCACUGAGUGAUUCCUUUCACAGAUCAAACAUUGUUUUUAUAUUAACACCAGUGUGUGCUGUUGUGUUAUAGGUGAGGGUUAACAAUUUGUUGACAUAAUGAUUCUCGGCGAGUAGUUGAAGACAACCAUUUAAAGGAUGAGUGCAAAACGGGUGUUACUUUGUGAUCUGUGUUAACAUAGGACACUGUGGUUGACUGUGUGCUUGUUUUUAGACAGCUAACCUAUACUGUGCAUUGCAGGGGCCAAGAAUACUAUGAAUUCACUCAAAUCUGCUACCCAGACAUUCACACAAUCACCGAAGAGGAUAAAAAUAAAAAAAAGAUUUCAAGGAACAUUUAAAAAGUUUGUGUAUAGUCAGUGUUUGCAUUGCCGAUGAAUCACAAAAUGUAUUUAUUGACGAGAAGAGGUGUUAGUCCUACCUGGUGUUUCCAGAGGGAAGAAAAGAGGUGUGACACAGCAGCACCAACUGAGCAGCUAUUGGAGGGGUAUGGUUUGAUCCAGGCAAUAAAGGCUUUCGAUGAUGCAUUUGGUCCCUGUUCGUUUGAGAGGGAGAGUCCUCCGUAACACUUUACUUAAGCCUGCAGGUAAUAACCCUUUUAUAAGGCUUGCUUAUAAAAAGUUAUAAAGUAUUAUUACUACAAGCUUCAAGUAAAGUGUUACUGAGUCCUUUUCUCAACACCAGUGAUGUGUUGAGAAAAGUAGAACAAGAUUAUCUUGCAAUCAAAGCUCCCAUCUGACCGCCGAUCAAUUGUCUCCAUCCUUUUUCUAGAAACACCGUUAUGUCAAUGUUAAUGUGAGAACUGCCGAUAGGUCAGUACCCAGGAAGUGUUUGGUGGCAUUGAUUUGAAGUAAAGUGAAUACAUGUAUUGUUUUGAAUGUGUAUAAAGGAAUGAUUUAAAGAAAAGAGUACAUCUAUAGAAUAAUUAUAUGUGUAAUAUUUCUAAAAGGUUCAGAGAGAGAAUUUCUAUGAAAGACUAUGGCCAUUGCAUCCACCCUCAGAACUUGUUUCCUUGUCACUCUAUCCCUGUUUUGUGAUUGGAUACAUAGUGCCCCAUUUCUGGCCUCUCUGCCUCUGAACUAGAUUAGAACUACCCCAGAAGGGACUGCAAGGAGAAGUGUGGAAGCCAUGUAUGCCACUGUACCCAGAUGACAUAUAUAUUAUAACAUAUCACUAAAAAAGUGAACAGUAUUUUGGUGUCAUUCGAGACAUAGCCAUGAUUCUAUCAGUUCACAGUGAUGUUCUAUGAACAUAACCAUGAUUGUUUGGAUUGUGUGCAAUUUAGGGUCUCCUGUUGGACAAAAAAAAAGCUACCUUGGUGAGAUUCCUUCUUCUCUCUCCCGGUCCCUGUGUGCAACUGUAUGAUGAUGAAGGGAAGACAAGGGGUGAUAAAAAAAAAAGGGAAUACCAGGCCGACAGAAAGAGAGGACUUGCAGGAGUUAUAACGCUGCUAUAAUCCAUUAAUUAUUUUAAAAGAAUCAACAAAAGUGACAUAGAAAAAAGCACAGUAUUUUUUAUGAUUUAUAUAGAAUUAUAUGGAAUUUUAUAAAAGACAUUUUGGAGAAGAAUAUUCAACUCUGAAGUGUGGUUUGCCAAAAAGUGAAGAAAAAACAACUAUAUUAUAUAUAAAUAUAUAUUAAUAGAAAUUAAUAUUAUCAGAUUUAUGAGGAAACUAAGAAGCAAUAUUUAUACUGAAUGGAUCUCCUUGGUUGUGGUUUUGCCCAGUUUUAAGAUGAACUAUCAUUAUAUAUUAUCACCUGUUGAUGUUAUGAACACUGAUAGAUGAAGUGGACAGAAGACAUUUGUCCAAUCAAAAUAUAUUUUAUAUACUAUCCUCUGGCCAUCACCUGCCUAUCUUGAAUAUUGUAAUUUUUGACAAUUCCAAUCGCUUAGUCUGCAUAAAAUGUGUGUAUAACGCUUUACAUUUAUACAUAUCCUCACAGUCCACUGGAUCGAAAACUGUCCCGAUGACACUUUUAUGCUCAACUUAUAUAGAAAUGUACAAAAAAAAAAKAACAUAUCACUAAGCUAAUUUAUAUGUGGAAUCGUAGAACUGAGUAGUGGUAUUAAGAUGCUAUACAAAUCAUCACUGUGUGACUAUAAGGCUAUGCUACAUAAGGACUGGCAUGGCUCACAAUCCCCCCUACCAUCACAACACAGUCCUUCACUUACCCAUCGGCAACUAUUUGGAUACUUUUGCUAUUUUCUCUUCUUCUUUUAUCUCUUCUUUUAUUUUUCAUUCUACAUAAAUACCAAGACGUUUCCGUCUUUUUUGUGUAUAUUUGUGUUCGUGUUCUCUAUGUUGUAAUUCCUCAUUACGUAGAGUCGACGAUCUAAUUAUCAAAAUGAAAAAGAAAGAGAAGUUUCUUGUCACUGCACUCUUCCUUCCCCCCSCAAAUCCUCAAUACUUCUUGUAUGGCAACCAAAAGAUACUGUAAGAAAUAAAUAUAAUAUUGCA